GCUGUCCAUGAUUAUCUAAGUGACAAACCGUUCACGGAAUACCAAGAAAGUAUGUACUUCUCGCGAUUCCUACAGUGGAAAUGGUUAGAAAGGCAACCUGCAACGAAAAACACCUUUAGACAUUAUCGAGUACUGGGAAAAGGAGGAUUUGGUGAGGUAUGUGCUUGUCAAGUUCGUGCCACUGGGAAAAUGUAUGCGUGUAAAAAGCUGGAAAAGAAGAGGAUAAAAAAACGUAAAGGAGAGAACAUGGCAUUAAAUGAAAAGAAGAUUUUGGAGAAAGUUAACAGUAGAUUUGUUGUUAGUUUAGCGUAUGCCUAUGAAACAAAGGAAGCACUUUGUCUGGUACUAACCAUAAUGAAUGGAGGGGACCUGAAAUUUCACAUUUACAAUAUGGGCAACCCAGGUUUCGAUGAGAAGAGAGCGAUAUUCUAUGCUGCUGAGAUCUGUUGUGGCCUGGAGGACUUGCACAAAGAGAGAAUUGUAUACAGAGAUUUGAAGCCAGAGAACAUUCUACUGGACGAUCAUGGGCACAUCAGGAUUUCUGAUCUGGGUUUAGCCGUGCAGAUUCCAGAGGAUGAGACGAUUCGGGGGAGAGUUGGAACUGUUGGAUACAUGGCUCCGGAGGUUAUCAACAAUGAACGUUACACGUUCAGCCCUGACUGGUGGGGUCUCGGCUGUCUGAUUUAUGAGAUGAUUCAGGGUCAGUCGCCUUUUCGAAAGCGUAAGGAGAAGGUAAAACGGGAGGAGGUUGACCGCCGGGUCAGAGAGGAUACGGAGGAAUAUUCUGAUAAGUUCUCAGAAGAGCCACGUUCCAUCUGUAAGAUGUUGCUGACCAAAGAUCCAAAGCAACGAUUGGGCUGUCGAGGAGGGGGAGCUAGUGAGGUCAAGCAACAUCCUAUAUUCCGACACAUCAAUUUCAAAAGACUCGAGGCAAACAUGUGGGACCCUCCUUUCGUUCCAGAUCCCAGAGCAGUUUACUGCAAAGAUGUCCUGGAUAUCGAACAGUUCUCCACAGUCAAAGGGGUAAACCUGGAUCCAACAGAUGAUGACUUCUACUCCAAAUUUGUUACAGGCAGCGUCUCCAUUCCUUGGCAAAAUGAGAUGAUUGAUACAGAAUGUUUUAAAGAGGUAAAUGCCUUUGGGACUGAUGGGACAUUAUCACCAGUUCUGGACAGCAACAAGCCCAAUCCACCUCCAAAACGAGGCCUAUUGUACAGGCUUUGCAGACGAGAGGUCUGUUUCAAAAGUAGCUUCAGUGAUGAUGAAGACGACCCUUCAAAAACUCUGUAGCUGCCAAGUUAAUCAUACAUCACCACGAAAAGGAGAAAACUGAUGUAUUUCAGGUUAAACUGGGAACAUGUAUUAAAAUGUAUUAUAUUGCAACAAAAAAACUGCUGUAUGAGUUUACAUAUUUUGUACAUUUGUACUUGAAUUAUGUCCUAGAUGUAUAUUUUCACUAAAGUUGUACAAGAAGCCAUAUAUUAAGUACCACUUGAAUGCACACAUUAAUUUUAGCAGGAAUGACUUUGGAAUUAUCUAUUUAAAAGUUUAUUUUUAAUUAUUUUUUUAAUACUGAUAAAGCACAGCAAUGUAAAUUGUGUGCUGUUUGCAACUUGUAAUUCGAGUGACUUGGCUGGAUUUUAUUUCAGUACAGAAUGGGCCUAUGCACACAAGCAUUUGCUGUCUAGGUGCUUGCUAAUGAUUAUACCACAGAGUAUGUAUGUGUAUGCAUGUGCAAAUGUAUAUGUGUUUGUAUAUAAUGUGUAUAUGUGUGUGCGUGUGUGUAUAAAUGUGUAUCCUGGAAUAGCACCUGUUGGACCAGGUAAACUUUUUUGCCUCAAUGCAAAUUGUAUAAAUUCUGUUCUGUUUUCUUUUGCCUUGUUCCGUUGGAAUUGAACCUUUGUUGCUGUGUUCAUAGGCCUAAUGUUUUAUCUUUUAAAAAGAGAUUGUAACUAAGGCCACUGAUUUACAGUUUUCAGCUGGGGGGAGGGGAAAAAAGGACAGAAUAUAACCCUUGAAACUCAAUAUCAUGCAAAAGUAUAAGCAGGAAAUUGAUACAUUUGAUGGUUCUUAAUUCCAACAGAGAAUGUGAAUCCUCGCCUUCCCCUGACACAGUGAAAAUCCCAUCUUGAGUGAAAAUGGAAGUUAUACUUUGUCUAUCCUUAAUUCAUUUGGCCUUGUUCUAUAAAUGGGUCCAGUCACACAACAUCACUUCUCCUCUACUCCUAGUUUAAAAAUUCCUGGUAAUGCAAUUAAAGCGAGAGUUGAUUUGGUUGACGGAUGUGAACCAGUGGCCCUGGUAAUUUAUCAAAAGAUCUGUAACCUCAUUUAUCUGUGAAAGCAUUCCAAUAUUCACCUUAUCUAUAUACCUGAAGGUCUGAUUACAUCAGUGAUCGGUACCAAACAGUUUAGAAAAAUAAAUUUAGUGUUGGUUAUUUUACCUAUGAUUCAUUUACCAAAAGCUGUGAAGGACUUAAGUUGAUGGUCUUUUUUCCUGUAAUAUUGACCUUUGUGGAUUCAAUGUCUUGCACUAAGUGCCAUUUUAUUUUUUAGAUGUUGCCUGUUCUCGGAAGAGACUUUCCAACUGUAUUUAAAAAAGCAUGAAGUUAAUGUAUCUGCAAAAUUACUAUUGAUCAGGCAUUUCUGCACCUAGAUAUCAGAAUCUCAUGUUGAACAGGUCUGAUUCCAAUCUACUUAGUGACUGUUUUGUGCUAAUGUAAGUAUGUUUCUUUUUAAUCCAGUGUGUAUAACUUUCCUGAACUGGGAAUUUUCUUGGGUUCUUGCCUUGUGUCGCUGGGUUUUUUAUUCUGUUCAAAUGUUUUAAAUUAAUAAAUACUGCCAUUUGUAUACA
Rhincodon typus (whale shark) is the source of this 2851-nucleotide messenger RNA. RefSeq names its product G protein-coupled receptor kinase 5-like. Gene Ontology annotation, cellular component: cytoplasm. The record is from RefSeq and is a predicted model, not a curated record. Gene Ontology annotation, molecular function: G protein-coupled receptor kinase activity; ATP binding. The transcript is spliced from 11 exons. The coding region runs from base 52 to 1290 and encodes 412 amino acids. Gene Ontology annotation, biological process: regulation of signal transduction; protein phosphorylation; signal transduction. NCBI's taxonomy places the organism in Eukaryota, Metazoa, Chordata, Chondrichthyes, Orectolobiformes, Rhincodontidae.